This is a messenger RNA of Petromyzon marinus (sea lamprey), 3056 nucleotides long. It is a transcript of the gene ELP2, whose product is annotated as elongator acetyltransferase complex subunit 2. Gene Ontology annotation, molecular function: protein binding. Gene Ontology annotation, biological process: tRNA wobble uridine modification. The record is from RefSeq and is a predicted model, not a curated record. Lineage: Eukaryota; Metazoa; Chordata; Hyperoartia; Petromyzontiformes; Petromyzontidae. Gene Ontology annotation, cellular component: elongator holoenzyme complex.
GCUGCGGCUCGCCGUCUGCGGUCUUCGGGCACUGCCCCCCUCGUUGGAAGAUGGCGGCGCCCACGGUGCAGCUGAGCCACGUGGCCGCGAGCGCGACCCGGGCCCCGCACACGGUGUGCUGGGGCCGAAACGGCCUCGUGAGCUUCGGCUCGGCGAAUUCUGUGGUGCUCUACGUGCCCCAGAAGGAAAAUUCUGCUGGGUUUGUUUACAACACUCUAAAUGAGCACACUCAACGAGUAAACUGUGUACAUUGGAUUCAAAAGAAUGACCUGAGUCCUGAAACAGAGCUCCUUUCGGGAGGGUCUGAUAAUAUCGCUAUCCUUUGGGUGAAGCAGAACUCUCAGUUUGUAUGCUCUGAAAAGUUACAAGGACACAAAGGGGCAGUGACAGCAGUGGACGGCCGUUCCCUGGCCUCCAGGCGAGAUGAGCCUGACGUUGUAAUGCUUGUCACAUCUGCUGCUGAUUCCACCGUGCGGAUUUGGCUUAGGCACGUUACAGAAGAUGAUGAUGUUGCUGCAUCCAAGGUUGAAUGCGUUCAAGAACUUUCAUUUGGAACGGGAUUCGCAAUGGAUAUCUCUCUUGCCGAGUUACCAGGAUCGAAAGAACCCAUACUCGCCUGUGGAGGAGAUGGUUGUAAAUCGCAGCUGUAUACUCAGCAAAAUGGGCAGUUUGUCCAGCAGCAGUUGUUAGUUGGACAUGAGGACUGGAUUCAAGGCCUGGAGUUUGUUCAAGAAGAUGGAGGAGAUCUCUUACUGGCCAGCUGCUCACAAGACUGCAUGAUCCGCCUUUGGAGGGUCUCCCCAAAGUCACCCGGAGAGGAGCUGGCUUUUCCACGACAGGAAGAAGGGGUCCUCAAACUUAAAGAAAAUACCUUCUCUGUCCUGACAAGUGAUCAGACAUUCUUGUACUGUGUCAAGUUGGAAGCAGUGCUGGCUGGACAUGAAAACAGGGUUUAUGGGGUGCACUGGCAGCCUGCAUCGAUUCAAGAUGGCAAGCGCAGUCAGCCAAUGAAUCUGCUCUCGGCGUCAAUGGAUAAGACCAUGAUCAUUUGGAGUCCUGAUGAGGAGACAGGUGUCUGGCUUGAGAAGGUACGUGUGGGGGAGGUGGGAGGGAACACGCUGGGCUUCCUGGGCUGUCAGUUCAGCGCCGAGGGCACUGCCAUUAUCGCUCACGCGUUCCACGGUGCCCUUCAUCUCUGGCACAGUGACUGUCAGCAGAAGGAGGAGUGGAGGCCGGGGGUUGUCAUCUCGGGACACUUUGGGCCAGUCCAGGAUCUGUGCUGGGAGCCUGAAAAAGGAGGAUAUAUUCUGAGUGUGAGUUCUGACCAGACGACUCGACUCUUUGCACCGUGGAAAAGAGACCGCUGUCAGGUGACAUGGCACGAGGUCGCGCGGCCACAAAUCCACGGCUACGACAUGCAAUGCCUGGCGCCGCUCGGUAAGCACCGCUUUAUAUCGGGUGCUGACGAGAAGGUCCUGCGAGUGUUUUCCGCCCCUCGAAGUUUCCUGCACAACCUGGCAAGCAUUGGUGGCCACCAAGCACAAGAGAUUCCCACUGCCGCCGGGGUGAGCAGUGAUUUGCCAGAGGGAGCAAGUGUUCCUGCACUUGGUCUGUCGAAUAAGGCUGUAUAUAAAGCAGACAUUGUGACCUGCCGAGGUGGGCCGAAUGACGAUCGGGAGAUAGAGGUGUCAGCCAAUGAGCAAUAUCAAGAGAUGUAUUUCCAAGCCGUUGCUUUACAAGAACCCCCAAUGGAGGACCAUCUACUGCAGAACACCCUGUGGCCGGAAGUGCAAAAGCUGUAUGGUCAUGGCUAUGAAGUAUUCAGUGUUGCAGCUCAUCCAGCAGGGAGUUUGGUAGCAUCAUCCUGUAAGGCAUCCAAGCCGGAGCACGCAACAAUUCUUCUGUGGGAUGCCGAGACAUGGUGUGUUGUGGGCAUCUUAUCAUACCAUGGCCUCACAGUCACUCAGCUGGCAUUUUCACCUGAUGGAUCCUGCCUCUUGGCCGUUUCCAGAGAUCGGACGUGGUCUCUUUGGCGCCAUCGGGACGCGUCACAGCCACAGACAGAUGACGCCUCUUUAUACAGGUUGCUCGCAAGCACUGAUAAGAAGACGGCCGUGCACACGCGCGUCAUCUGGGCCUGCGACUGGUCUCACGACGGCAAAUAUUUUACGACGACCAGCAGAGACAAGAAGGUGGUGGUGUGGGGCAAGCAGGAGAAUGCGUUUCCAACAGGUGCCAUGGGCCCCAUCUGCCAGUGCUCCUCUGCCCUGGACGCCACAGACUCUGCGACAGCUGUAGCAUUUGCCCCUCGCGAGGCAUGUGAUGGCAGGUACUUGAUGGCGGUGGGGUUGGAAAGUGGGAAGAUUUCCCUGUACUUGUGGAACGCCAGUGCUGAUUCGGCCCUUCUUCGUGACUGGACACCGUGGGCCUCUUUCAGCAAAAACAUGUCGCACACGCUGACUGUGAAGCGGCUGCGUUGGCGGCCUCGGGUGGGGCGCGCGGGAUGCGACACGGACGAUGUUGAGGACGAGGCCUGGCUACAGCUGGCCAGCGCCGGAGCUGACAGCGCUGUCAGGAUAUUUGACGUUUACAUACCCGGACAUUACAUUUGAAAAUUGUAAGGUUGUGUUACAGUUUAUCGAUAGGUAAGUUGCAUGUGGUGGGGUGAAAUGCAGGCAACUCCCACCUCUUAGAAGAUUUCUGGCCAGUGUGGUAGAGUAGGCUAAAAUAUGUAUUAAUCUGCCUCCAUUCCAGGGGAAGCCAUGUAAUCUGGUCUAGUUUUGUCUUGAAACUCUAACAUGAUUUUUUUUUAAUUGGAGAAACAAUCAAGAGAUAAUAUCUUGAUUUGAAUCUUUUGUGACUGCAGGAAUUCAUACUUUUUGGUUCUUUCGGUAAGUCACGUAGAUAGAAAAAUAACUAAUAGAUCACGACGUUUCGAUCGCAACACAAGCAAUCGUCUUCAGGUGAAAAAAUUCAGCAGGUGAACUGCUUGAGGCAGAAAGAAAUGUAGCGAGAGAGCUGCUGUAGCCAAAGGUUAUAUGCGUUUUAGGUGAGUA